This is a messenger RNA of Menidia menidia (Atlantic silverside), 2779 nucleotides long. NCBI's taxonomy places the organism in Eukaryota, Metazoa, Chordata, Actinopteri, Atheriniformes, Atherinopsidae. The record is from the annotation of a GenBank genome assembly.
UGCUCAACGUGUUCAUGAUGAAUCAGGCAGAUAGGCCCGACUCCUACAGCCACAUCAGCUCCACCAAACAUUUCCUUGAAGCGGAGAUCACAAUGACAGACUCAUGUCACAGCAGCCGGAGCUGAUCCGUGAGAGUGCAGCUCAGCUUUAAAGUGGAUUCAGACCACAGGUGAGGCUUGUGCUGGAAUGUGGCUGUAAAAGAGAGCCGUGGCCUCACCUUCAGGUCGCUGGGAGUGUACAGCAACAGGGAGGCGCAGUCAAAGGCUGAGGGGGGCGGGGCCUGCUCUGUUUUCUCCGUGCGUCUUGAAAAGUUGGCACCAAAUCCCUAGAAUCAGGUUUGCCUGUGCUCCGGCGGUCUACCUGCCUCGAAAGCCCAGAGCAGCCUGCGCUUCAGCCCGGAUUUACCUGCAGGUCACAAUGAGCCUGUGAUCCCCCCCUUUUAAAGCCGAGACUCCCGUGAACGCAGACAGUGACGAUGAAGAAGGGAUCCCUGAAUUUUCUGGGUCGAAAGAACCAGUCCCUUUUCGACACCAGCGUCAAAAUGAAGGACAUGGGGACAGCCAGCGUGCGAGCCAGACCCACUGUGAAGCAUCAUUCUACAUCUGACACUUUUCAAGGGUUUGCUGUCCCAACUCCCACUGUCCCUCUCCUCCCCCAUGCCAAUGGUCUAAAGAUAAACGGUUCAGUUUCUGGAGAACAGUUGUCCAAUGGUUCCGUUGCAUCUCUGCCUGACCUUACGGAAGGAGAAAUAUUUGUUCCUCCUCCUCCUUCAGUGGCACCUCCAUCCCCUCCACUGAGUUUUGUUCCUCCUCCACCGGACUUCAUGGGUGACCUAAACAGCAUAGACCUGGCAGCCCUUCAGCCUCCUUCCAUGCCUGCACCCAAACUGGCUUUUCCACCACAAUCUACGGAGGAGGAAGAUUUAUCCUUCCUAAAACCUCCACCAAUGGCUCCACCAAAACCUCCAUCUACUUGCUCUUCUGGGUCUGUAUCAUCCUUACCCAGCUAUACCCCGCCACCAGCCAAAGUUCCUGAGCAUCCCAAAUUUUCCCCACCGCAGCCGCCCUCUGAGAAUCAGCACAAGACUCAUAAAGCACCACCUCCAAAACCUAUUCGAUUGUCCUCCGUUCCCAAAUUCGAUUCCCCACCACAUACGCCAGCACCACCUCCUCCUGUGCAAGCUCAUACACUGUCCACCUUCAACCCCCAAAACACAGCAAAGCUCUAUAAUGUGCCAAAGACCACAUUUCUCAAUGGAAAUGAGGAUCACAAUCCAAGGCCUAAGCAGAUAUUACUCCUGGAAGACUCCGGGCCUGCUAACUCUGUUCCUGUGCCUGUCAGUGUAGAUGGUAAAGCCCCCAAAGUGAGUACACCACCUAAACCAGCUCCCAAAUUUGCACCAGAACAGAAGGAGAGCUUGAAAAUGACUCAGCCCUUUAAAAUAUCCCGGCCUGAGCAUCAUGGAGAGGCCAAAAGAGAAGCAAUUUCACCCCAGUCAGAAAUAACCAAGCCGUCAGAAAUAACCAAGCCGUUACAGUCUCCACAGCUUCCAAAAAUCACAAGCACUGUCCAGAGCAGCAAGGAUAAAACUGAAAGUGCCCCGGUUCAACACCACAACUUUAGCCCAAUACUUGAUCGGAAACUGCGCAACCUAAGGGCUAAUGAAAUUGGUGGAGCUCGAGAUGGCCACGCUGCAUCUCCACUGGCUCUCUUAAUGGCAGCCAAGGAAAGAGAAAAACACAGGUCGGCUCAAUCUUUGUCGCGGGAAGGCAGUACCAAGAUGAGCGAACAACCCAAAGGAAGCACUGACCUCAGUAACUCAGGUCCCAUUUUGUCAGCUGCCAUUCCAAAGUCUGACUUGUAUUCUUCUUUAACUCCUGCAGAAGACAGAUUACAUGAGAGUCUAGCAUCUGUUAGACCAGAGAACCAUGCACAGACAAUUCAGACGCCAGAAAAAUCCAGCGGUCCUGACCAGAUACCACAUUCCAAUCUAUCUCUUAGUGAAGUCAAAACAGCUUCAUCCCCAACUGUAAGCAACUUAGCUACGCAGAAACAAAGCGCAGAGCAAAUUCCCUCUAUUUCUCAGUCUGUACAACCUAAUGAUCAGAAAAGGGAGUUGAACGUACCAUUGCUCCCUCCUCCACCAGAAUUUGAUGAUUUUGAUGAAGUAAUGGAGUCACCUCCAUCCAUAUGUCCUCCUGAUCCACCUGUAAAAAAGGUACCAACACCAUCUGCAGAUCAUCACUUUCAGUCUCCAGCUCCAGCUUCAGCACCACCUCCCCCUCCCCCUCCAAAACACCUACCCCUUCCACCACCAAAACUUCCACCUCCUGACAAAAAUGUCACGCUAAAGCCACAAGUCCAGACGAAACCCAAGCCAGCCCCUGCUCAGAUACCAGCCAACCUCUCACCCAGUCAGACCACUCUCCUGAGCAUCUUGCAAAAGAAGAUGUUGGAAAUGGACCACAAAGUGGCCCAAGAAAAGGAGACGGAGUCCACCACCGAUGAAUGGGGCCCAUCUUUGUCUGAUGAAGACAAUAAGAUCCCAGUUGUACCGAAAGCCAAGCCACAGGCCAAAAAUUACCCUGUUGUUAACAAGGCAGCAACUCUGAACAUGCAGGAGUUGGAGAGUAAAGUGGCCAAUAGAUUUCAUGAGAGCUUCCAAGUAAAAGCUCCCCCCAGCAAUGGACCAAAUUCCAAAUACCAGUAUGGCAAGACUUUCACCAUUCGGCCUGGAACAAAGCAGCCCAUCACUCCUGUUACCAGAGAGGACUCUUAA